AUGACCGCUAGAAUGGCCGGGUCUACCUCUCUCCAGCCUUGGGCUGAAGGCGCGGAGAAAUUUAGAGGCCAACGGUUGCUCCCCCACAUCAUCGACUAUUACGCUCAUCAUGAACCCGAUCGGGUAUUUGCCGCCGUUGCGACCUCCGAAAGCGUAGCGACAAGCUUUCAGGAUGUCCCUAUGAAGACUCUGGCGACAGCUAUCGACCAUAUGGCCUGGUGGCUGGACCGCUCGUUGAAAAAGUCAAGCAAAAAAAGGCGGACCCUGGCUUAUGUUGGCCCUGUCGACCUGCGAUAUACGAUUGUUCUACUGGCGGCGAUCAAAUCAGGAUGGAGGACUAUGUUUGUCUCGCCACAAAACCCCGCCAUCUUGAACCUUGGCCUUCUACAGCAGGUCGAUGUGAGCACCAUGCUGUAUGCUGAUGUCAUGCGUUCUGUGGCCAAAGACUUACAAAAGUUUGAUCCCUCAAUAUCCUGCAAACAAGUGCCCUCGAUGGCCGAUUUACUCAACUCAGAUGCUAUGCCAUACCCCUUCGAGAGCUCAUGGAAGGAUAUUAAAGAUGUGAAUUGCCUGGUCUUACACUCUUCGGGAUCAACUGGCCAGCCAAAGCUAGUGUAUAUCACUCAUUAUUCGUUUUCCUGCACGGACAAUGACGGAAAGAUACCCGUUCCAAAGGGUCGACGCCCCCAAAACGCGGCUCUAUUCAACUUUUCCCCAGCUGGACGGUUCUAUUCUGCCUUUCCACCUUAUCUUAUGGCGGGUGUUCAAUCAACUACAUUAUUGCCUGCAUUUUCGCAAGGAGCGACGGUGGUCAUGGGCCCACCGAUGUUGCCCCCUAGUGGCCUUUUAGUAACUACUAUCAUGAAACAACAGGAGAUACGAGGUCUUUUUGUUCCUCCGCCUAUUAUAGAACAAUGGGUCAUUGAUCCACAUGCAUAUGAACAGGCAGAAGAGCUUGAUUUCGUGCUCUAUAGUGGUGGUCUAUUGAAUCGAAGUAUUGGCAACCGCCUCGAUGAAGUUACAGAUGUCUGCCAGAUAUACGGUACUCUCGAAAUCGGCCAUGGCCAGAUGCUUGUUCCUCAGGAUGGAGAAUGGGAAUACAUGGAGGUGAACCCAGUGGAAGAGUACGACUUUCAAGAACUGGAAGAAGGUGAGGGUCUCUAUGAAUUGGUGAUACAUGCAAAUCCAAAGCUCAUAGAGCAUCGCGCCCUUGCACAUAACUUCCCGGACGCGAAAGAAUGGCGAACGAGGGAUCUAUUCAUCCCCCACCCGUCAAAGCCUGGACUCUGGCGUUUUCACUCCCGCACUGACGAUAUUAUCUCGCUGGCAACCGGUUAUCGAGUAUGGCCUAUCCCGAUGGAGACAGUCCUGGCCGAGGAUCCUCAUAUUUCCGGUGCUUUGAUGGUAGGGAAUGAUCGCCCCGAGGUCCUUCUUUUAGUCGAACCACGCCAAAGUCCGCAGGUGGACCGAAUGAGUAAACGCGAAUUUAUUGAUGCUAUCUGGCCAACCAUUGUUCAAGCGAAUGCAAAGGCUCCUGAGUACGGCAAAAUUCGUCGAUCGCGAAUUCUCCUCUGUCAGCCCAAUCUUGGAUUCUUUAGAACUCCAAAGGGCACCAUCUCACGGAAACCUACAGAAUCAUUAUACUCCGAGUACAUUGCCGGGACUUUUAUCGAGGGCACAGCGGAUGAGCAGAGCCAAAUCGGACUUCUGGAAAAGCACUGGUUGGACGAAAGCAAACGGUUUAUUGGAUCAGUUGUGCAUGACAUUCGUCCUGAUGUUACUUUUAAAGAAACCGAUGAUUUCUUCAUUACCAAAGCUAUGGACUCGCUCACCGUCGUGGAACUUGGGCAGAAGCUGAGACUCGGUCUUUUAGGACGUAUGAGUCAAGAGAAGAAUACAAUUAGCUUCUGGAUACGAACCAUCUUCGAAAACCCGUCUAUCGAGAGUCUAGCCAAGGCCACCUUGAAUGCUAUCUCUGGGAAAGGAGACUCUGACGAGCUAUCACAAACCUCUGCCAUGGAGCGUAUGGUAGAGCAAUUGACGGACCAGCUGCCAGAACCCAGUGGAAAGGCCCCAGAGCUUGAACUUCCGAACGAAGACAUUGAAGUCGUUCUACUUGGAUCUCGCGGCCGUCUUGGGCCAUACCUCGUUAAAGACUUGCUAGACGACCCUCGUGUGGCCAGCAUCAAAUGUCUAGAUAGAGGACAGAACGGUCGAGCAGCGUUUCAGCGCCGCGUGGAUGAGCUCGGUCUUGACCUGGAUUCGAAGAACUCACGGUUGCAAUUCAUCUCCAUGAACCUAUCCUUGCCAAAUCUUGGACUUCAGCCAAAAGAAUUGGAGGAAAUUUCCAACAAUGCUGAUGUCAUUAUUCAUAAUGUCUGGGCUGUGAAUUUUGCGUUGUCGCUAUCAUCCUUUCGGCUGGAGAUGCUCAAGAGCCUCGUCACCUUGGUAGAAAUCGCAAAUAAUGCGCCAUCUCGGCCACGGCUCGUCUUCACGUCAAGUACCGGGACUGUAUCAUGCUGGCCAAAAGCUGUUGCACCCAAUGUGCCUGUCCCAGAAGAGGUUAUUAAGUGUUCGGCAGCAGCGACACUAACAGGCUACGCACAAUCGAAGCAUGUCGCAGAGCGGCUCCUGGCGUCUGCGGGGGCACGUCUAAAAAUUCCGAUCUCCAUCCUUCGCAUUGGCCAAAUCGCCGGCCCCACCACCUUGGCAGAUAGCGGUAAAUGGGAUAGUCGCGACUGGAUGCAUUCUCUCUCAAUUCUCGCCAAGGCCACCGGCCUUGUUCCCUCAGACGUGGCUGAGAUUGACUGGAUCCCGGUGGAUCAAGUCUCCCAAAUUGUGACCGAGAUUUCGUUGAAAGAGACUCACGACGAGGAAACCGGCACGCCUUUCGUGCAAGUUUAUAAUGUGAUCCACUCGCGUCCAGUUCCAUUCGUCCAGUUUGCCGAUGCACUGGCAGGCUGCAUCUCCUCAUCGCGUAAAGUUGGGUUCCACCAAUGGGUAGAUCACUUAGCUGGUCUAAUGCCAAACAAGCUUUCAAAGGAUGCCGAGGCUGAGAAGACUCGCAUCUUACAUUUCUUCCAGGCGAUCGUUCAGGAACAGUACCCCAAGUUCACGCUGAGCAAGGCAAAAGCCGCUAGUGUUACUAUGGCUAGUAUGGAACCGAUUGGGCAGGAAAUGCUGACGAAGUGGUGUAAGCAGUGGACACAGUCAUAG
Messenger RNA from Penicillium macrosclerotiorum, 3216 nucleotides. RefSeq lists its product as uncharacterized. The record is from RefSeq and is a predicted model, not a curated record. The coding region runs from base 1 to 3216 and encodes 1071 amino acids. NCBI's taxonomy places the organism in Eukaryota, Fungi, Ascomycota, Eurotiomycetes, Eurotiales, Aspergillaceae. The transcript has 4 exons.